CAAAACUUUUCAUAACAAACUUAGUCGCGCAUAAACUUACCUGGAUAUUCACCUUUUAUUUUGUGAUACUGUCAGUAGCCUUGAAAAUAGUUCAGUUGGGCUCUCAGAAUAGCAAGCACAAUGCGAGCCACAGUGCUUCUUGUGUUGUUAAGCCUUCUUUUUGAAGCAACCUUGGCCAGGCAUGUUGAUUGGGUUCCAUGCCCCCACUCAGUAUCUCCAUCACCAACUGGGAAGAAACCUGUGAUCACUCUAGCACCACAGUUUCAGAUCAACAUUGAGUGUAACAUUUUGCAGAAAAACACAAGCUUUGACAUAAUUGAGUAUGUGGAUGAGAUAAACAACAAAGCUGCAGUAUUUACAACUUCUUCUUACCACAGUGUCUCACAGUUCUAUAACUAUGAAAAAUAUGAAAUUUUCACAGUUAUCAAUGGUACAUGUACGACUAAAGACAUGAGGGCCAAUGGCAGUUAUGGGUUUAUUGGUUAUACUCCUGGAAAGAGUGGUGGACACGUCAUGAGUGUUAAAGAUUUGCUUAUGUUUGGAGAGGAGUACAACGAUACUUAUGUUGGCCCAGCAACAGUACGUGGUAUCCCAGUAGAUCAUUGGACAACCUGUGUUCAUGCCCCUGCCUUCAACAUAACAGUGACCAUGGAUUACUACUUCAACAGGCCAGAGUAUAAGACUUCCAGUGGGGACGUAGUGCCUGUUAGACUGGCAAUCAAUGGGACAUCUCCAAAUACUCGUGAUCCCUCUGGCAAGUUGCAGCCAGGCUCACAUGAGUUCAGGCACAACUAUGAAUUUAUUUACUACAAACCUGGGGCCGUGGAUCCAACAAUCUUUCAGACUCCAAAGGGAGUAGUGUGUCCAGGAAGGAUCAAUAUCAAGUCCCUACCUAACAUAACUGACCAGUUUACUUUAGAUGGGGAAACAGUACAUCAAUCAUCCAAAUCUGUUGAUAUGAUUAAGGAAUUUUAUGACUUUUCAGCCAAGAUGUUUCGUUUUGACAGGAAGCUGAAACACUCCACGAGACGCUGGAACAGAAACAUGACAGCAAAAUAUGGUGCUGCAAAUCUCAAGUUUAUUCAUGACUACAAUGCAGGCCUAGAGUAUGUUAUUGAUAAAGAAAAGGGGAACUGCACAAUUCAUCCCAUUCCUUUACUUGCUUGGGAUGGUGAGCAGAUGCCAGAUCAUCAUCAUCUUAGGAUGAAGCAUUCUUAUGAGAUGUGGGAGGGUCAAAUGUUCAACAACCUGAACACUUCAUAUGAAGGCCAGAGGAUGAUCAGAGACAUUCCAGCAGAUGUAUGGGUCACCAGUUUCCCCUCAAGGUGGAACAAGAGUCAUUAUGUGACAUCAGAAGUAUAUUUCACCCCCGCAAAUUGGACUUAUACUGUUGAAAACAACGAAAAUGAAACCAUUGUUCCUGUUGCCACUUGGAUGAAGUUUGGAAGUGGCAACAAGUCUUAUGAAUUUUUUAUGAACAUCUUUGAAUUUUACAAUGGACAUCCCGAUGAAGAUUCCUUUGAUAUCAGUUCCUGCUAUGACCAACCUAAGCAGAAGCAGGGCAUGGUGUUUAGAGUAGUGG
Messenger RNA from Lingula anatina, 1582 nucleotides. RefSeq lists its product as uncharacterized. NCBI's taxonomy places the organism in Eukaryota, Metazoa, Brachiopoda, Lingulata, Lingulida, Lingulidae. The record is from RefSeq and is a predicted model, not a curated record.